Sinocyclocheilus grahami is the source of this 755-nucleotide messenger RNA. RefSeq names its product coagulation factor IX-like. The transcript is spliced from 6 exons. The record is from RefSeq and is a predicted model, not a curated record. Gene Ontology annotation, cellular component: extracellular region. NCBI's taxonomy places the organism in Eukaryota, Metazoa, Chordata, Actinopteri, Cypriniformes, Cyprinidae. The annotation marks the transcript as partial. Gene Ontology annotation, molecular function: calcium ion binding.
UGUUUUGACUCCAUAUAGUGUGCUCCCUCGUGUGGUUAUACACACAGACGCAGGACGGCUCGCGCUUGAACAAAACAACAACGAUAGGUGUUAAGAUAUCAGUCCGACACAGACUAGUUCACCUCAGUAGAUGUGACAGCAGAUUAUAGCGCAAGUUAAUAUCAGAUAUUAUCGGUUCCUCAGUGAAGAGCUCAGAUCUGCGCCAGAAGCUAUUAAGCGGGCAGAGGCGUCGACCUUCAUCAUGGCUUGCCUCGGAGGAUUGUUUUCUCUCGCGGUUUUGUUUGGCUUUGUGGCCGCUGGGUUGCCCAAAAGAACAGCUCCCGUGUUCCUGGAAAAGUGGGAUGCACUUAGUUUAAUUUCCCGCCAGAAGAGAAGCAACGCGGGUGAUGAAGAGACUAAACUCCCUGCCAACCUCGAGAGGGAGUGUUUAGAGGAAGUUUGUGAUUACGAAGAAGCAAGAGAAGUCUUCCAGGAUAAUUAUCGCACAGACAUCUUCUGGUCUGUCUACAUUGAUGGUGACCAGUGUGCUGAGCAGCCAUGCAAAAAUGGAGCCAUGUGUUCAGAUAGUGUGGGGGGCUUUGACUGCAUUUGUAAAUCAGGCUUUUCAGGAGUCCACUGUGAGACAGAUCAAACGGUAUGUGUAAUCGAUAAGAGCAAAGGGUGCAGUCAGUUUUGUAAGCCGGGCUAUCAGUCGUACGAGUGCUCGUGUGCAUACGGCUGGAAACUGCAGCAGAGAGAGAAGUGCGUGCCGGCUG